GCCCCUACGACUUCCUCCAUUGUCCUUCUUUCCGAGAUUCUCACCGCGGAGGAAGGAUGGCUCAGAACAAUUAUUUCGGAUUUACCCACGGCGGGACGCAAUAUGGGGCGACCAGCGCCGCUGCGUAUCAGACCGGGCAGGCGGGAUACGCGGUAACCCCGGCGGCGACUGCCGCCACGUACACUCAGCGACCCGCGGCCGCCGCCGCCACCGGCUACGAGACCUACCAGGCAGCCGCCGCCGCAGCCGCGACCGGGACGACCUACGCAGCUGCUAAUCCUGGCACCGUAGCCCAGACUUACGAUUACGGGUACGGACGAGCUGCACCAGCAGCCACAUACGACGCAACCAAGACCUAUUACCAACAACCAGCAGCUGCCGCAGCGACUUACACUACCACUGAAACCCAUUACCAGGCAGCAAAACCUGCUUAUAGCACAACCAGUGCCUACACUGGCACUGCUAGACAGGCCACUACCACUGGUCAAGCCAAAACCUAUCAAGCGUCUAGCACAGCUUAUCAACAAUCAAAUCCUACACAGAGCGCUACUUACUCGUCAGGAUACACUGCGCCAGCCACUCCUGCCGCUACUCCGUCAACUGCAACAAAUAAAACGGCGAGUACAACGUAUUCCGGCUACGACGCAGCGCUAUAUAGCGCUGCGACUAUGUUUGUAGCCCAACAGCAAAAUGCAAACAGCAAUUCCACUAACCAGAAGACUGGAGGUUGGCAGGGCUACGGACGGAAGGGAUUCGGAGCUGGCGGGGGAGGGAUGAAAGCAAUGCGGCCCAAGCAGCCUCCUAAACCUCAGCAACUACACUAUUGCGAUGUUUGUAAGAUCAGCUGCGCUGGGCCACAAACCUAUCGUGAGCAUCUGGAGGGACAAAAACACAAGAAGAAGGAAGCUUCCCUGAAGGUGCCUCAACAGCCUCCGGCGCGUGGAGCAGGCAACAGUCUUCGAUGUGAGCUUUGUGAUGUAACUUGUACUGGAAACGAUGCUUAUGCUGCUCACAUUAGAGGUGCUAAGCAUCAAAAGGUAGUCAAGUUACACACUAAACUUGGAAAACCUAUACCAAGCGCGGAUCCUACUGUUUUGAAUCCGAAACCUGCGGCAGCUGCGAAAGCUGCAACUACAAAGAAGCCAACGGUGACAGUCACACCUAAAAUCAACUUUGUUGCUUCUGGAAACUUGGGCACCGUGAAUCAAAAUCAAACCGUGGAGGUCAAGCAGGAAGAAGCAGCCGCCGAAGAGGCUGUGGAAGAGGCUACGGUCGAUGAAAAGGAUAUUCAGCCAGUUGGUCAGGAAUACAUCGAGGAGAAUAAAUCCGAAGACGGGAAGAUCAUAAGUUUUAAUUGCAAGUUAUGCGAAUGUCGGUUUAACGAUCCCAAUGCCAAAGACAUGCAUAUGAAGGGUCGCCGUCACAGAUUUGCAUAUAAGAAAAAGGUCAAUCCUGAUUUAGUCGUCGACAUGAAACCGAGCCUUAAACAGCGCAAAAUGCUGGAGGAGAAACUACGUAGGCAACAAAUGCGCGACGAGUAUCUACGUCGCAGAGAGGAAAUUAAUCAGUUGGGACCUAUGGGACCCAUGAUGGACGAAGAGAUGAUGUAUUGGGAGGAGAGACGCCGCUACGAAGAGGAAUGUGAAUAUUAUGAAUGGUUCCGACGAUAUGGACGUGGACCAGGUGCCCCACCGAUGCCACGUGGUCCGUUCCAAGGACCACCGCCUAUGAUGAUGUUCCCAGGCCCUCAAAGACGACCAGAUUCAUCGGAUGACAAACAUGUACUGGCGCACCAUACAACUAUUUAUCCUAAAGAACAAGAAUUGGUGGCAGUUCAGAAAAUAGUUUCUCACACCGAGAAGGCACUGAAGUUUGUAUCCGAUGCUUUAGCUGAAGCUGGUAAAAAGAACACUCCUGCUAAUGCUAAUGCUACUGCAGCAACGGUACCAGCUGGUACUCCACAGACGAACGAUGCAAUUAAAAAAGAGGAGGCUGAUAAGAAGAAAGCAGCCACACCACAGAAGGAAGAUGGAAGUGAUGGAAAUCUAUUCUCAUUUCAGAAGGAAAAAGAAGAUUCCAGAAUUCUUCGUGGCGUUAUGCGUGUCGGAAAUUUGGCCAAAGGGCUGUUACUAUCUGGAGAUAAUCACGUUUGCCUUGUUGUCUUGUGUGCAGAAAAACCUACUAGAACAUUGCUCAAUAAGGUUGCGGAGAUUUUACCUGGCGAAUUGAAGAAUGUAGCUCCCGAAGAGACCUACAAUGUCGGAAAGCAUCCUGAGUCAGCAGCUUUGACUGUCUCGGGAGGUACCGUCACCGUCAGCGUGACACUCACCAGUCCCCUGAUGCGUGAAACGCCUAAGUCAACUGCUGCAGCAGAUAAUGCUGGACAGCAGCAGCAGGAAGCUGCUCAACUGCAAACAACGCCCGCGGCCCCCACCGUGACGAAACCAGACCCACCAGAUGUACUUCCCAAGGCUAAGUGUUUGGAGGCUUUAGCUGCACUCAGGCAUGCCAAGUGGUUUCAGGCUAGAGCUACUUCACUGCAGAGCUGUGUUAUGGUUAUUCGUAUAAUGCGUGACCUGUGCAAUCGUGUGCCAACAUGGGGUCCAUUAAAUCCUUGGGCAUUGGAAUUAUUGACUGAGAAAGUCAUUAGCACAGCGGGAGGUCCCCUUAGUCCCGGCGAAGCCUUAAGAAGACUUUUGGAAUGCGUAGCAGGAGGAAUAUUGCUACCGGGUAGUCCAGGAUUAUCCGAUCCAUGCGAGAAAGAGCCAGUUGAUGCUAUAGGAAACAUGACGUCUCAACAGAGAGAAGAUAUUACCGCAUCCGCGCAGCACGCGUUGCGAUUGGUAGCGUUCCGUCAGAUUCACAAGGUCCUAGGUAUGGAGCAAUUGCCACCGCCGAAAUUCAAGGGACGAUUUGCCCGAAAGCGAAGACGCGAUAACAGCAACGGAGAGGGUACGGACAGCGAGGCUUCGAAAAAAGAUAAAAAAGCGGAGGAGAUUAAAAUGGAAACAGAUUCCAAGUAGAAGAUCUACCAAAAGAUUCAUACUAAUGAUACAAAUUACCUAUUAACUUAUCUAGCAUAAGGAAGCAGUUUUCCCGCUGUGUCAGUUGCUUGUUUAGGAGGAGACAGAUUUUCGGAGGAGACAUUUCGAGACUAGGCUAACGCUUACAAUGAUUUUUAGAUAGACUACGUUAUGAUUUUAGAAUAAUCCAAGAAUGAUAAAAUUUUGAAAAGAUAUGAGAUGCGUUUGUCGAGUUACAAUAGCGGGCGUUCUUUAUCUCUACGUCAUUAUUGAGGAUUGUUUACUUGUGGCAAUGAUAAUCAUUUCCUUCUUAAUGUAUGAUGUAUUCCACAUAAUAAGCGUGUCACAGAAACGGAAAUAGUGCUAUGUUAGGUAAAGCUUAAGUUGAAACUGCUAAUUUUCUCAAACAGAUGUGAUGCGAUUAGAUCUUAUGAUAUUAGGUUUGUAUCGACGAAAAUAACAAAUACGUUUACUUAAAUCUGGUCCAUCCAGAUUUUAUUUCGAUUAUGGCGAGCAGAAGGAAAACGAAAUGUAGCAGAAUACGAUGACGAACAUUUAUAAGUUUGAAGUUAGGCGUAGACAGAAUCAAUAGAUUGUAUUGAAUUUUGUGUGUAUGUUGUGUGUGUAGUCAGUACGUGUAGGAAAAUAACCAUCUUUUCUCUCUCUCUCUCUCUCUCUCUCUCUCUCUCUCUCUCUCUUUCUCUUUCACUUCUGCACAAAGUAACAACCAUUUAUGAUGUAUGCUAUUGUCACGUACGUGACUCACGCAAGAAAAUGGCGGCAAGAUAUUUAUAACUCGAUAAUUUGGACGCUUAGUGAUUACUCGAUGCAAAGCAAGUGCACGUGUUAAUGUUUUUUUGUUUAACACAACUAAAUCAAUUUUAUUCGCAGAAAAUUUAAGCAACCGAGUCAAGUUGAAACUUGAACUUUUUAACUUUUAUUGGAUUUCAAUUUAAGUGAAUUUCUUCUAACUUGUGUAGAAUUUUCUGUUCUAUAUUUUGAAUGAAGAUCAUUGAAUAAAACGAACAUGUGUACGUA
This is a messenger RNA of Monomorium pharaonis (pharaoh ant), 4061 nucleotides long. RefSeq names its product zinc finger RNA-binding protein (gene Zn72D). The coding region runs from base 57 to 3023 and encodes 988 amino acids. Gene Ontology annotation, molecular function: double-stranded RNA binding; single-stranded RNA binding; zinc ion binding. Gene Ontology annotation, cellular component: precatalytic spliceosome. NCBI's taxonomy places the organism in Eukaryota, Metazoa, Arthropoda, Insecta, Hymenoptera, Formicidae. The transcript is spliced from 11 exons. The record is from RefSeq and is a predicted model, not a curated record.